Messenger RNA from Phytophthora sojae, 390 nucleotides. RefSeq lists its product as hypothetical. The coding region runs from base 1 to 390 and encodes 129 amino acids. Lineage: Eukaryota; Oomycota; Peronosporomycetes; Peronosporales; Peronosporaceae. The record is from RefSeq and is a predicted model, not a curated record. The transcript has a single exon.
AUGGAGCCAAGCCAGCCGCCGCUGUGCUGGUCGGAUGACUGGUGGCUUUUCUUGCUAGCGGAUGAGGGCAUGUGGAUCCCCGAUGAUGCUGUGGAGCUGAAGCUACGACUAUGUGUGGUUGCGCAUGCUGGUGCUGCCGGCCAUCGUGGAGCCAAGGCCACCGCGAAGGCACUAGAGGACCUGUUCUCGUGGCGCUCGCUGCGCAAGGACGUGGCGGUGUUCGUCAGCGAGUGCAUGCACUGCAUGGCCACUGCGGCUGGGAAGAUCCCCCGGCCGCUGGGCGAGACGUUGCGGGCGACCAAGCCCAACGAGCAGCUGCACUUCGACUUCUUAUCGAUGGCGGAAGGGUAUUCCAAGCAAACUGAUCACGGAUCCUCGAAAGACCUAUAA